This is a messenger RNA of Triticum turgidum subsp. durum (durum wheat), 2604 nucleotides long. The record is from the annotation of a GenBank genome assembly. Lineage: Eukaryota; Viridiplantae; Streptophyta; Magnoliopsida; Poales; Poaceae.
AUGAAGGGAGACGAUCUGUCGGAGGAGGACCUCGAGCUCAAGGCGCGUCUCGAGGAUUGCGUGGAGCGGGCGCAGAGCCGCGACCCCCGCCUCCGGAUAGGCGCCAUCGACACCCUGAGGAAAGAGAUUCGUGCGGCGACAAGCUCAAUGACGUCUGCCCCGAAACAACUCAAAUUCCUCCGCGCACACUAUGGAACUCUCAAGACUUGCUUUGAGAGAAUGCAGGAUUCUGAACAGCAGAAGAAACAUAUGGCAGACAUUCUGUCAGUAUUGGCCUUGACAAUGUCUGGUGAAGGAGAAAGGGAAAGCCUGAAGUACUGUAUGAUGGGCUCUUUAGUUGAUGUAUGUUCAUGGGGUCAUGAAUACGUGAGAAACUUGGCUUUUGAAAUUGGAAAAGAAUGGAAGUUCAAUGGCUCAUCAACGCCAAUUGAAUCAAAAAUAAAUGUAGUGCUGGAAAUUGUCAAGUUUCACAUGAAGCAUAAUGCUGAAACUGAAGCUCUGGAUCUUUUGCUGGAGGUUGGAUACCUUGAGAUGCUUUCAGACGAAAAAAAGGAAGAAUACCUUACGAUGCUACUUCAUCUUGUUGACUCUACCAACUACAAAAGGGCAUGCUUGUAUUUGACUAGUUGUUCUAAAUACCUUUCUACACCCGACCAUGAAGCCACACUUGGCACUGCCUAUGACAUGUACAUGAAGUUUAGGGAUCUUGCAAGUGCUUUGCGGAUUGCACUUCUGGUCGACGACCACAAGUAUUGUGGUCAGAAUGUGAAGAUAAAGAUGGUAUUUGAAGAAACUAAAGAUUUCUCCCUGAAGCAGCAAUUCGCAUUUAUGAUAGCACGCUAUGGUUUAAGCGUGGAGAUUGAUGAUGAGAUGGUUGCAGAUGAAAAUGAGAAGAAUGCUUUACAGGAAGUAGUUUGUAACACCAAACUGGGUGAGGGGUACCAUAUCCUUGCACGGGAUAUUGGUGUCAUGGAGCCAAAAUCUCCAGAGGACAUAUAUAAGGUUCAUCUGAUUGGCGGUCGAGGUGCCAAAAGCUCCAGCCUUGAUUCUGCAAGGCCGAAUUUGGCCGCAAUUUUUGUCAAUGCAUUUGUCAAUGCUGGUUAUUGCCAGGACAAACUCAUGACUGCACUACCAGAUUCUUUGCUAUUCAAGAACAACGAACUUUGGAAAGCCAGUGCAGUAGCUAGUCUGGGAAUGAUACAUCUGUGGGAUCCUGAUUUAGGAUUUGCCGAACUUGACAAGUAUCUGCACAGCAAUGAUACUAAUGUCGUUGCAGGAACUUUGUUAGGUAUAGGGAUUGCCUCUUAUGGUGUGAAGAAGGAAUAUGAUCAUGCACAUGCUCUUAUUUCUGAGUAUAGCACGGGUGCAACAUCAAUUACACGAAUCGGGGGAAUCUUGGGUCUUGGCAUUGCUUAUGCUGGGUCCCGGAAAGACGAGCUUAAAUCGCAUUUCUCAAUUACCUUGAGUAACUCCCAAACACCUUUUGAGGAAUUAGUGUUCUCUUCCAUCUCUUUGGGAUUGGUGUUUGUUGGUUCCUGCAAUGAAGAGAUUGCAGAGUCAAUCAUAUCUGUCUUGAAAAAUCACAGUAAAGAGCUCACAGAGCCCAUUAUUCAUCUACUUCCAGUUGCCCUUGGCCUUCUAUAUCUUGGAAAACAGGAGAUGGUGGAUGCUACUGCUGCUAAGGUUUCUGAAACAUUGGAAGAACCAUUAAAGAAGUACUGUGGCCUGACUCUUACGUCUUUGGCAUAUGCUGGGACAGGGAAUGUGCUUAAGGUUCAGGAGCUCCUUCGUAGUUGCUCAAAUAAACUUGUGAAAGGUGGAAGUGACCAAGGGCCAGCAGUCCUUGGAAUUGCUCUUAUUGCCAUGGCUGAAGGAUUAGGAGCUGAAAUGGCUGUACGGUCCCUCGAGCACCUUUUACAGUAUGGUGAUUGUAGUAUAAGAAGAGCAGUUCCUCUUGCUCUUGGCAUGCUCUGCGUAUCCAAUCCAAAGGCGGUUGUUGUGGACACACUGAGUAGACUGAGCCAUGAUGCGGACGGUGCAGUGUCGAUGGCUGCAAUCAUCUCACUGGGCUUGAUAGGUGCUGGUACAAACAAUGCACGUAUAGCCGGAUUGCUUCGUAAGCUCUCAAGUCAGCAAUAUGGCGGUUAUCUGUAUUGUGUGAGGAUUGCACAGGGUCUUCUUCACCUUGGGAAGGGCUUGCUGACACUUGACCCAUGCCACUCUGACAGGCUACUUCUAUCUCCCGUAGCACUAGCUGGGCUUGUAACCGUUCUGCACGCAUGCCUUGCCAUGCAACCCAUCAUCGUCGAAAAGUAUCCCUACAUGCUAUACAUCCUCGCCCUUGCUAUGCAGCCUAGGAUGUUACUGACUGUGGAUGAGGAUCUCAAGCCCCUCCAUGUGCCUGUUCGUGUCGGCCAAGCAGUCGACGUGGUCGGUCAGACGGGAAGUCCCAGGACCAUCACUGGCUUCCAGACGUACAACACGCCUGUAGUGCUCGCUGCAGGGGAGCAAGCUGAGCUAGCAACUGAAAAAUAUAUUCCGCUGACACCAGUUCUGGAGGGCUUUGUGAUCCUGAGGAAGAACCCAGAGCAUCAUGAAGAUUGA